AAAUAGUAUUGUAAAUACUGAUAAGCUUUCAUAUAUAAAUGUGGUAGUUAUUAUGUGUUUCCCAGUAGUUCUAAUUGUAUGGUAGAAAAAUGGCAGUGUUGAAAUUGUUCGCAUGUGUUUUGUUAAUGGUAGUUGCAACUAAUGCAAACUAUUCUGUGUAUCAAACUAUAGAAAAAAUCAAAGCAGAUGGCUUCGAAGCUGAAUCCCAUAAAGUCACCACAUCUGAUGGCUACAUCUUGGAGAUGCACAGGAUCCCUCAUGGCAGAACAAAUAAGGACACGACAGAAGACCGGCCUGUGGUCCUAGCGAUGCAUGGGUUCAUGUCUGCCUCCCAAGCUUUCGUUAUGCUUGGACCAGAGAAAAGCGUUGCCUACAAUUUAGCAGACGCUGGUUUUGACGUCUGGAUGGGAAAUGCAAGAGGUACCAAGAGUUCUCGUGCUCACGUUUCAUUAAACCCUGAUGAUGCGGUGCAGAAGUACGAGUUCUUCGACUUCAGCUGGGAGGAGAUUGGAAUGCUUGAUCUACCAGCUAUGAUUGACUAUAUCCUGAAGACUACUGGGAAAGACCAGCUGCAUUACAUUGGACAUUCUCAGGGCGGUACAGUACUUCUAGUAAUGGCUUCCAUGCUGCCUGAAUACAACAACAAGAUAGCAUCAGCUCACCUUCUCGCAGGAGUUGGAUACCAAGACUACUUCCCUGAUGAGCAGUUGAUACAAUCCGCAUCAAUGACUGAUGUGAUUUAUUACACUGCGUUACAAGCGGGAGCUGUAGAGCUGUUCCCCCCCAACUCCCUCCAGAUGCUGCCUGAUGACAUAUUCCAGUGGCCUGCGUACUGCCUCGGCAAUAAGAACAUGCAGUACAUGUGUCAGAUCUUCGGCAUCUCACGUAUUACGAACAACUACAACGCAGCCACCGACCAGCCAGGAGCAGCCCUAAAACAAAUGGCGCACUACGGUCAGAACAUAAGAGACAAACUCUUCAGACGCUAUCACUACGGAGCUGCAGGGAACCAGGAGAAAUAUGGAUCAGAACUACCACCAAAAUACGACUUAAGUAAAAUAACUACGUUUGUCACAAUGCACUAUACUCUGAAUGAUAAUUUACUGGAUGAAAGAGACGUGUUAGCUAUGGUAGCUGAUAUACCAAGAGCUGUUGCUCGUCAGGUCGCGAGGACCAGCUUUGAACACGUAGACUUCGUGGCUGCAGCCGAUGCCAAGGAAUUAGUCACUGAUUAUAUCAUUGAGGAGAUUAAAAAUGCUAGUCAAGAAAACAACUUCACAGAUAACGAUCAAGUAAUCGUGGUGGACAGUCCUCCAACCAGUGCUCCAGGUACUGACUCUUCAACUGAAGCGCCUGAUGAUGCAGCUUCAACUCCAGCGCCUGAUGAUGCACCCGGAGGAGCUGGUACCAUGGUACUGAACGUCUACCUCAUAGUGCUAAGUUUAUAUGUAGUGUUAAAGUAGGUUUUAGUUGAUAAUAUUUAAGUGAAUGUAAAUAUAAUUAGGCUAAGUUUAGUAAAACAAAUAUUUAUG
This is a messenger RNA of Spodoptera frugiperda (fall armyworm), 1532 nucleotides long. RefSeq names its product lipase 3-like. Gene Ontology annotation, molecular function: hydrolase activity, acting on ester bonds. The record is from RefSeq and is a predicted model, not a curated record. The transcript is spliced from 7 exons. NCBI's taxonomy places the organism in Eukaryota, Metazoa, Arthropoda, Insecta, Lepidoptera, Noctuidae. Gene Ontology annotation, biological process: lipid metabolic process. The coding region runs from base 90 to 1463 and encodes 457 amino acids.